UACGGUUCGACGAGUUUUCAUGCAUGAAUCGGAUCAUCCCUUUGUCAUUCGGAACCAGGCCAACUGAACGAUGCAACUGACGUAUGGACUUCAUAUGAAAUUGACCAAUUACUAUGACGAUUCUUUUCUUCUGUCAAAGAAUUUUAUGAGGCUUUUUUUUAGCUAUACGUACGGGUGUAUAAUUAGUGGACUGUACCUGUUUGCCUACCACGCCCAUUCGUCAUUGGAAUAAGGUUGGACAAAUUAAACGUUGCGAUUACCGGACGGUUUUUCCUCCAAAAUUAUUUUGGAGAGGUAUUUAUAAGGUGAAGACUCUGUCAUCAUUUCAUUUGAAGCCUGCUGAUUUCAAACCGGUAAAAGUGUGAACAUAUCGCUUUCUACAAAGCACGUGAGAUAUUGCUUUUUGACCUGGUGGGGUUUUUGUCACUUUGAAGGAGUGCCCUAGUGUUAUUCAGUCACAAUGUAUAGUUUUUCUGAGUGUCCCUCAAGGGUGUCCUCUACCUCCGUUUUGACUUUAUACACCCUCGUCGUCAUCCUUUCAGUGGUCUUCCACGCCGACUGCUACUCGUCGGGUGCCCCGAUGACCGCCUGCAGUGGCGGAAACCCGAUUCACCACACCAAGGCCAGCAACCGUACCGAGAUGUAUGACCCCCAGCCGGCCAUUGACAACCCGUUCAGAUUCACUGCUGAUUCUACCAUCUACGAACCAGGCGAAAGUUUGAGAGUGACAAUCUCUGGUGAGAACGGGACUGUCUUCAGGGGCUUCUUCCUGCAGGCUCGGAUCCAUGGCACGAGAACAGCAGUUGGUGAAUUCACGGACCCACCGGCCCUCUCCCAGUUUGGGCAGUGUGAAACUCCAAGCGACUCAGUAACCCAUACUGGUAGAGAUGACAAAGAGGCACUAACCUUCCAGUGGAUGGCUCCGAACAGAUGUACAGGGAACAUAACAUUCAUAGGAUCGGUAGCCCUCGGUCAUUCCACGUUCUACGUCGACAUGACGUCAUCCGUAAUCACAUGCAAAGCUGGAUGUCUUCAAGUCAACAUCGGUGUAAUGGUAAUUUCUUUGAUGGUCACAUUGUUUUACAAAACAUCGGAAUGAUUAUAGACGAUACGUACUGUAAACUAUAUAUGCACUUUACAGGAAUUUGUGCACUAUUCAUUAACAUUAACAGGCCUCAGCUUUUAG
This is a messenger RNA of Lytechinus variegatus (green sea urchin), 1186 nucleotides long. RefSeq names its product putative defense protein Hdd11. The transcript is spliced from 4 exons. Gene Ontology annotation, molecular function: oxidoreductase activity, acting on metal ions. Bases 461 to 1099 code for a protein of 212 amino acids. NCBI's taxonomy places the organism in Eukaryota, Metazoa, Echinodermata, Echinoidea, Temnopleuroida, Toxopneustidae. The record is from RefSeq and is a predicted model, not a curated record.